Molecule: messenger RNA, 2274 nt
Organism: Manis javanica (Malayan pangolin)
Lineage: Eukaryota; Metazoa; Chordata; Mammalia; Pholidota; Manidae
Source: RefSeq, a predicted model, not a curated record
ACUCUCGGUCAAAGAGGGUGACAUAGGAGGAGGGCUCAGCCAACAGAACCUUUGGACAUGGGGCAGUGUCCAGAGGGCCAGCAUGUGGCCCGUGGACGAGGAGGACAUGGCUGGGUUGCAGGCCUGGGCUCCAAGGAUUGAAGUGAGAGCAGGCAGCUGUGGACCUCACGAGGUCUCCUUGGGCUGGCGGUUGACCCAUUCUUGCAGCAGCAGCUGUGGGGUCCACCAGCCCUGAGCCCUCAGUGGGGUGGCUGUGCGGGGGCCUCCUGCCUCUGGCCUUGAAACAGCCUCACUAGUGCUUUCUCUCUAGGCAGCCAUGGGUGCCAGGUGGUGCUGAGAGCAGUGGGGUAUGGCUGCAGGCCUGCAAGUCCUGGCCUGCUUGGCCCGAGCACCCUUGCGCCCGCUCCUCUUGGGGAGCCCAAUGGCCCGGCUGGCCAGUGGCAUGGCCCUGGCUGAGCAGGCACGGCAGCUGUUUGAGAGCGCUGUGGGUGCUGUGCUGCCGGGUCCCAUGCUGCACCGGACACUGUCUUUGGACCCUGGCGGCAGACAGCUGAAGGUGCGAGACCGGAGCUUUCAGCUGAGGCAGAACCUCUACCUGGUGGGCUUUGGCAAGGCUGUGCUGGGGAUGGCAGCUGCAGCUGAGGAGCUUCUGGGCCAGCAUCUCGUGCAGGGUGUGAUCAGCGUUCCCAGGGGGAUCAGUGCUGCCAUGGAGCAUGCCGGCAAGCAAGAGAUGCUGCUGAAGCCACACAGUCGUGUCCAGGUAUUUGAGGGUGCGGAGGACAACCUGCCGGACCGUGAUGCUCUGCGGGCUGCACUGGCCAUCCGGCAGCUGGCUGAAGGUCUCACAGCUGAUGAUCUGCUGCUUGUGCUCAUCUCAGGUGGCGGCUCUGCUCUGCUGCCUGCCCCCAUUCCACCUGUCACCCUGGAGGAGAAGCAGACACUCACCAAGCUGCUGGCAGCCCGUGGAGCCACCAUCCAGGAGCUGAACACCAUCCGGAAGGCUCUCUCGCAGCUCAAGGGAGGGGGCCUGGCUCAGGCUGCCUACCCAGCCCAGGUGGUGAGCCUGAUUCUGUCAGACGUGGUGGGGGACCCAGUGGAGGUAAUUGCCAGUGGCCCCACUGUGGCCAGCAUCCACAGCGUGCAAGAUUGCCUGCACAUCCUCAAUCGCUAUGGCCUGCGUGCUGCCUUGCCACGUUCUGUGAAGACCGUGCUGGCUCGGGCUGACUCAGACCCCCAUGGGCCACACGCCUGUGGUCACGUCCUCAACGUGGUCAUUGGCUCCAAUGCACUGGCACUGGCCGAGGCCCAGAGGCAGGCUGAGGCGCUGGGGUACCGGGCCGUGGUGCUGAGUACAGCCAUGCAGGGUGACGUAGGAAGUGUGGCCCAGCUCUACGGGCUGCUGGCCCAAGUGGCUGGGGCCCACCUCACUCUGCCUGGGGCAGGGGCCUCUGUGGAGGAGGAGGAUGAACAAUUCCAUGAGCUGAUGUCUGAGCUCCGGCUCCCAGACCUGCAGCUGAGAGAGGCCCUGGAGGCCGUGGUGGGGACGGAGGGCCCUGUCUGCCUGCUGGCGGGGGGCGAGCCCACAGUGCAGUUGCAGGGCUCAGGCAUGGGGGGCCGGAACCAGGAACUGGCCCUGCGUGUUGGAGCAGAGCUGGGACGACGGCCUCUGGGGUCUGUUGACGUGCUGUUUCUGAGCGGUGGCACCGAUGGGCAGGAUGGGCCCACAGAGGCGGCUGGGGCCUGGGUCAUGUCUGACCUCACUGGCCAGGCCACUGCUGAGGGCCUGGAUGUAGCCACCUUCUUGGCCCACAAUGACUCACAUACCUUCUUCCGCUGCUUCCAUGGCGGGGCACACUUGCUGUGCACGGGGCUGACUGGCACCAAUGUAAUGGACAUCCACCUCCUGUUCUUGCGGCCGCGGUGAUGGCACAGGUUUUAGGAGUCCAGAGGUAGCCCACAGGGCAGUGUCCUGGGUAGACCAGGGUUGGUCCCCAGGCCUCACCAGGCCUUAGGGCCCCUCCUCUCCUUGAUGCUGGGUGCUUGCUUGGACCGCCUACCUCCUACCCAGGCCUUCUGUCCCAUGUCCAUUCCCGCAAUCAGACUGGCAGCUGGGGGCUCUUCUCCACCCUUACCCUCUGCCAUGGCAGCAGAAACCCCUGAGGAUCAGGCUGAGCCCCUUGGCCAGUUCAGGAGCCCCUCUGCCAAGCUCCUGAGCCUGCUUUUCUGUGGACUGAAGCAAGAAGGACUGAAAAUAAAAGGAUCACAGUGUGGGUU